Molecule: messenger RNA, 1050 nt
Organism: Lolium rigidum
Lineage: Eukaryota; Viridiplantae; Streptophyta; Magnoliopsida; Poales; Poaceae
Exons: 7
Coding region: 1-807 (268 amino acids)
Biological process (GO): mitochondrial proton-transporting ATP synthase complex assembly
Cellular component (GO): mitochondrial inner membrane
Source: RefSeq, a predicted model, not a curated record
AUGAUGCUGAGGGCGGCGCGAGCGGCGGGGCCGCUUCUCCGCGUCUCCGACGCCGGCGCUAUCGGCGAGAGGGUGCGCGGCGGCGUCCCGUCCACGCCCGCGGUGUUCACCCGUGGCUUCUUCGAUUUCUUCAAGAAAGGGGACAAGGAGGCCGCCGAGGACGCGGAGGCCAAGGCGAAGGCCAAGGCCAGGCUUUCUGAGGAGAUGAGCAGGGGGUACUUCCAGGACAUAUCGGAGAUCCGCAAGAACGGGGGCAAGAUUGCCGUGGCGACUGAGGUCAUCAUACCGGAGGUUGCUGCUGUGAAGUUCCCUGAGCUUCCUUUGGUGUCCCCUGGUGGCGGGGCAUUGCGACUACCGUUUGUUGCUCCUCCUCUGGAAUACAGUAGUCCUGAGGCGGCUGGCGCCGUGGUUCCUGAUGCAUCACUGGUGUGCCUUUCCUUUCGUGCAAGCUCGCAGAAAAUGGCUGAAUCGUGGAGUCUACCUUUUCUUGAUGCAUUUGGUGCUUCUGGCAAAGUUCAAGUGUAUGAGGUCUCAUUUAUAGAUUCAUGGUUGUUGUCAUCAAGUCCCAUGAGGCGUGCAUUUCUCAAGGUGACGAGGAAAUCAAACAAUCCACAAAGACAUGUCGUAUAUGCCUUUGGGGACCACUAUGACUUCAGGAAAGAGCUCCAAAUUGUAAACCUUCUUACUGGGUACAUAUACCUGGUCGAUCGCCUGGGAAGGAUAAGAUGGCAAGGCUUUGGAACUGCGACACAGGAAGAGUUGUCAUCGCUAACAACAUGUACCUCCGUAUUGUUAGAUGAAAAAUGAAAUUAGAGCGGCUUCUGGAAUAUUUACCAUCUUUGAUUGGAGAAAUUUUGUUUAAUUGUUGUUUCUGGGCUGUUUCCCGUUCUUUCCUGCAUGUUAGCGAGUGACAGUACCUUUCUGACAGAUAGGCAGAUAGCACACGUUUGGAUUGGCAGCCUUGUUUAUCGCCAUACAGUCACAUUGUGUAACAGCGUGGAUUCUCUGCAUGGAUUGAAUGCACCUGAAAUAAUUGAACUCAAAUACUCC